Molecule: messenger RNA, 2820 nt
Organism: Podarcis raffonei (Aeolian wall lizard)
Lineage: Eukaryota; Metazoa; Chordata; Lepidosauria; Squamata; Lacertidae
Gene: GABRB1
Product: gamma-aminobutyric acid type A receptor subunit beta1
Exons: 9
Coding region: 190-1743 (517 amino acids)
Biological process (GO): nervous system process; signal transduction; monoatomic ion transmembrane transport
Cellular component (GO): membrane; synapse; neuron projection
Molecular function (GO): GABA-A receptor activity; extracellular ligand-gated monoatomic ion channel activity; neurotransmitter receptor activity
Source: RefSeq, a predicted model, not a curated record
AGGGAGCUCGCUUUCCCCUUUGGAACCAGCCGGACCACCCUGCCCAGACAGGCGGGGAAAGCGCUGGGUGCGCCCAGGGCGCAGGACGAGGGAACUCCCCAAGGUCCCGCCGCCGCAGCUGUUGCUCGCUUGGCCGGACAUUGCUGGCAAGGCGCAAAGGUGCCUUCGGAGACUGGGCCAGCUCGGCGCAUGCGCCGCUCUCUCCAGCAUCACAGCUCUGCCUGUGGAUUGAAAGUUACAUCCCUUGAAUCUUCGCGGGAGGGGGUGGGGAGAGGGAAGGGGGAGAAAGAGGCAGCAACUCUCCACCCGGAGGAAGGAAUGUGGGCAGCUCGGCCGCGGGAGCGCGUGGGGAUUCUGCUCUUCCCUGCGAUGAUAGCCAUGGUCUGCUAUGCCAAGAGCCUGAAUGAGCCCAGCAACAUGUCCUACGUGAAAGAGACCGUGGACAAAUUACUCAAAGGAUACGACAUUCGCCUGAGGCCAGACUUCGGAGGCUCUCCCGUUGACGUUGGCAUGAGAAUAGAGAUUGCCAGUAUAGAUAUGGUCUCGGAAGUCAACAUGGACUACACACUCACUAUGUAUUUCCAGCAGUCCUGGAGGGAUAAAAGACUAUCGUACUCUGGAAUACCUUUGAAUCUGACGUUAGAUAACAGAGUGGCUGACUAUCUCUGGGUACCAGAUACAUACUUCCUGAAUGACAAGAAGUCCUUUGUUCAUGGAGUUACUGUGAAAAAUCGAAUGAUUCGGCUACAUCCGGAUGGAACUGUUCUUUACGGUUUGCGGAUCACUACCACGGCUGCCUGCAUGAUGGAUUUACGAAGGUACCCCCUGGAUGAACAAAACUGCACGCUGGAAAUUGAAAGCUAUGGAUACACAACGGAUGAUAUUGAGUUCUACUGGAAUGGAGGGGAAUCUGCUGUAAGUGGAGUUAAUAAAAUUGAGCUCCCUCAAUUCUCAAUUAUCGACUACAAGAUGAUCUCAAAAAGAGUAGAGUUUGCAACGGGGGCAUACCCUCGGCUGUCACUGAGCUUUCGACUUAAAAGAAACAUCGGCUACUUCAUUUUGCAAACCUACAUGCCUUCUACUCUGAUUACAAUUCUGUCGUGGGUAUCUUUCUGGAUCAACUAUGAUGCAUCUGCUGCACGAGUUGCACUAGGGAUCACCACUGUGUUGACCAUGACCACCAUCAGCACUCAUCUCAGGGAGACACUGCCAAAGAUUCCCUAUGUGAAGGCAAUUGACAUCUACCUAAUGGGCUGCUUCGUGUUUGUGUUCCUUGCCUUGUUGGAAUACGCAUUUGUGAACUACACCUUCUUUGGCAAAGGCCCACAGCAUCAAAAGAAAGCAGCUGAGAAGGCCAGCAGUGACAAGAGGAAAUUGGAGAUGAACAAAGUUCAGAUUGACGCCCGCGGGAAUAUUCUUCUUACUACCCUGGAAAUGAGAAAUGAAGUCAGCAGCGCCAAUGUGCUGGCAACUUUGAAUGACCCGAGAGCUACCAUGUACUCCUACGACAGCGCCAGCAUCCAUUACAGGAGGCCUGCCACCACAAGGGACCUCUACAACAGGAGCACUUUGGAUAGACAGACAACCCAUCAAAAGGGACGCCUACGGAGAAGAGCGUCGCAGCUCAAGGUCAAAAUCCCAGAUUUGACUGAUGUCAAUUCCAUAGACAAGUGGUCCAGGAUGGUUUUUCCUAUCACCUUUAUCCUUUUCAAUGUGGUCUACUGGCUUUAUUAUGUGCACUGAGUUAUGCUGUGAUCCCUCCACCUGCCUAGCCCAGACUCCUGUUCUCAAAUUUGCCAACCUUAAAGACUGUUGUAGCCGCAGCGCUACAUAUUCAAGGUACAAUAUUCAGCCAUUCUGUGGGUUAGGGUGCCCUUUUAACCAUAUCCCAAAAAUCAAACCAUGUUUACUUCAAAAAAGAAGACAGUAUCUAUUUGAACAUGCGCUCAUCCUUUUAGAUCUGCUUUCAAAGAGCGACACUGAAGACACAAGUGCUACCCCUCUGUUUUGUUCUAAGGUUAUUUCUGGUGAUCUUUCCUUUCUUUUUUCUUAGCAUUUAAAACAUGGCAUGAAAAUUCUGCCUUAUUUUCCAAAACACAUACAUUGGUCCUAACCGUAGGCUUGUUCACACAUUACACUGAACACAGGUACCAGCUUUCUCUACACGUGUACAAGUGUUUGUGUGAAAGAGUGUGCAGCUAAUUUGUUGAUUUGUACAUCUCAGCACAGGUAUACACUCAUGGAAUGUUACAUGUUUGCGUGUACAGCUCAACUGUUUGUGUACACAGAUUGUACACUCACGAAACAUAAUGUGUUCCUAGUACCUCCAUAUUAUUUGCCAAACAAAGCUCAAGUGUUAUUCAAGAAAAGGCAAAGCUACAGCUGCAUGCAACCCUAAUCACACUUAUCUAGGAGUCAGUCCCGUUGAACAAAGUGGUUUCCAAGUAGACAUGCACAGAAGUGCGCUGUACACAUGUCACCAUAAAUAGGUUCCCAGAUCAAGAACUGAUAUAUAGCUUGAAUGCCCAGAACGCCCUUCUGACACUAUCAGAGCAGAUUUAGGGUUGUAUGACUUACUCUAAUAAUUCGUAGAUCAAAAAUAUGUCGAUGAACCGGCUAACUUUUUCAAAUUGUUCAUAAACUCUAAUACAAAUGACUGCAAAAAAAAAUCAUGGCUAGCAGGGGGCCUCUUAGAAACAGACUUCUAUGAAGGCAAUGCCUCUUUCAAGACUGCAGGAAUGCCUGCUACAACAUAACCAUAGUUCUCUAAAAGCAAAGUAUGCUUUUCUUUCUUCAAAACUAUAGCUUGGUUUAUAUGCA